Messenger RNA from Scophthalmus maximus (turbot), 2350 nucleotides. It is a transcript of the gene tfb2m, whose product is annotated as transcription factor B2, mitochondrial. Gene Ontology annotation, cellular component: mitochondrial matrix. The record is from RefSeq and is a predicted model, not a curated record. Gene Ontology annotation, molecular function: mitochondrial transcription factor activity; rRNA (adenine-N6,N6-)-dimethyltransferase activity. NCBI's taxonomy places the organism in Eukaryota, Metazoa, Chordata, Actinopteri, Pleuronectiformes, Scophthalmidae. The coding region runs from base 232 to 1584 and encodes 450 amino acids. The transcript has 10 exons. Gene Ontology annotation, biological process: transcription initiation at mitochondrial promoter; rRNA methylation.
UAAUGCGUCAGCAACACCAUGAGACGAGUGCUGCAAAAUACAAGCUACACGGGGUCAGGAUGAUCUGGGCUCAAUGUCAAGGAGCUUCACCGGCAAACGGAACCCCGAGGGCCUGCUUGAAAUCAUUGCCGUCAUAAUAUUCGGAUGUAUAAGAUAUUCUGCAAGUAGACAGUGACGUUUGGAGAGGCCUCUCCCCUUCCUCUCCUGUUGCUGUAAGUCCACUGGCCCACCAUGUCCAUCCAGAUAUGUAGAGUGGUGGAGUUGGUGAUGCGCUCUGCUUGCUGCCACAGCAUCAGAGGUCGAUCCUGCUUGCAUAAGGCAUUGUUGGCCCCUGUGUGUCCCUCUGGCCUCUGUGUUCCUGUGCUUCAUAGAAGGGCCUAUAGCCUGGACUCUCUGUCUUCGGGCCCUGGUCGGCCAACACUUGGUUCAAGUUCACAGCAGCCCCGCACAGAGAGGACGUCCCCAUCCGCAGCACUCACGCACAGGAACCUGUCUGCAGUGGCUCUACAGGGCCAACGUCGUUCAUUGGGCCAGUAUGACUUCCUAGACCUCGGGGAGGUAGAGGACAAUGUUCGCCGUGCUAAGGCCUGUAAAAAAAGCAGACACUUUAUAGUGGACCCACGCCUGGCUAAAGUGGUAACACAACAUCUAGAUCCUGAGGACGUGAAAACUGUUAUCUUCGAAUGUAAUCCAGGUCCUGGGGUGUUGACUAGGACUCUCCUAAAUGCUGGAACUCAGAGAGUUGUGGCUCUUGAGGGAGAUUUGUCCUUCCUACAUGAUCUACAGGAGUUGGAAGGUCGUCUUGAUGGUCAGCUGGAGGUAGUUCACUGUGACUACUUUAAUUUAGAUCCUAUCGGUAAUGGACACCUGAAAGCCCCCGCCAUGUUCACUGACAAGCUGUUCACUGAUCUGGGAAUAUCAGAAUCUAGCUGGACUGAUGACAUCCCAGUGAAGGUAGUGGGUAUCCUGCCCCAGAUUAAGGAGCGUAGCAUGCUGCUGAAGAUGGUUUACGCUUUGUUUGAAAGACUGUCUGUCUACAGAUAUGGAAGGGUUGAGCUCAAUCUCUUCAUAAGCGAAAAGGAAUACCUGAAACUGAUGUCACGUCCAGGUGACAUGUUGAACUACAGAGCUUUCAGUGUCCUCUGGCAGAUGGCCUGUGAAAUCGAACUAUUGCACAAGGAGCCAUGGGAGUCAUUUGUAAAGUCUAAACAGAGUGCACCUAGUCCUAAAGGCAGGUCCCCUCAUCUUCCCAAUGACCACCUGUGCCUGGUGCGUCUGCGUCCACGGGCUGAUCUGUUCUCUGGAGGCCUCACUACCUCUAAUGCUUUAACUCUGGUGAUAAUGAUAAAACAGUGUCUGGCAAAGAGGAAGGUCAAGCUCAUUGACAUGCUCAAUCUCUGGUCACCAGACACUGGGAGUAAGCUGUUAUCUGAAAUGGGCAUGCAGGAGGAUAUUCUAACGGGACACGUAUAUCCAGAGGAGUAUCUCCAGCUUUUCCAGUUGAUGGACAAGAGCAAAGAGUUUACACAGAGCUGGCUUUAUGAGGAGAUCCUGGAGAACACACUGAGAGAAGGUUGGGGGUAAAAUAUAGUCAAACAGGUCACAACGUAGAGAUUUAUGCAAUUUCAAUACAAAAAGAAACAUACAAACACAUAUUUGUAAUAAGAUGAUAAAUAAUAAGAUAAUAACUUAUAAAACUUGGAACAUACAUAUAUAAAGAAACGAGUAAAGAAAUAAUAUAAAUGUUAAUUACAUAGUCAUAACCUGACUGCAUAAACUGUAAUUGAGGAUGACGAAGCAACAACGUCAAAUUACUCCCUCUGUUGUCCUGGACCAGGAAUCACAUGAGUUGAGAUAAAGUUUGUGUUUGGACACAAAGAUACUGUAUACAAUCCACUUUUCAUAUAACUGUUUGUGAGUAUGGGGGGAAUGUCACUGGAAUUAAGAUACUUUACAACUUUUGCAAAAAAUAAAGGGAUUAAUAAUCGGUUAAAUACCAUAAAAAAACUCCCUGUAUGAACACAACAGCAGCAUGUCCAUGGGGCUGAAAAUGGAUGAAGCAGGUCAUGCAAAUUGAGAUGUACUACAGCAGCUGACAGCAGCUUCACAGAAGUAUACUUACCGUGUUUCUUGUAUAAAUAUGUUCCAAACUGACAUCUGACAUAAGGAGAGUAAUAGUGCAGUAAGUGCACAGCACAGGAGGCUUGCAUAUGUAAAGAAUUGCAUUUUUUCACUGUAUAAAUUCAUGUCUUGUAUAAUUUUGUAUAUUCACCAUGAAGGCUUCUGAAAGUGUCCAAGACGUGUCUAAAAUGAUUUUUAAACAACUUAUUAAAUCAAAUUUUUGACAAUA